UCCUGGAACUGCCCACCCUUUUUAAUCAGCUCCAACCCCAGUCAUUGAGCUGCCAGGACCCCUCCACGUCCCUCCUUCAAACUUCGACGACUUUUACGUCAAAGCAUGACCCAAGCGUAACGCGGCAGCGCGGGAAACACGAAACGGUUCGUUGCAAGCACCCUCACAAAAAGCAAGCCAGCCCGCCACACCCCACGACGGCCAUACUCUAACCUGUUGUGUUGUUAGCCCGUCGUCCAAGUUGCCGCCGCCGCCGCUCCUUUUCUUCUCCUGCUCUCGCCGUGCCGUCCCAGCCUCUUUUACUCUCUCCGACUUGAGAUAUCCCAGCUCGGAAGCCGGUAAACAUGUCGCCGCACAUCACCGUCGAGCAUCAGCAACCCAACGGCAUCGGGAUCCAUCCGGAGCCUGCCGCCUACAAUGGUAACAAUGGGGCAUCCGUUGUCAACGGUAUUAACGGUGUGGGUACACACGGUGUAAACGGCCUCGUGAACGGUGCGCCCCGCGUCAGUCACGUCAACGGCACCGCCAACGGCCUCCACCGUACACAGAGCCCACACCUGCGCGCCUCAGAUCCAGACGCCGUACAUGACCUCAUCUGCGUCGGAUUUGGCCCUGCAAGCUUGGCGGUCGCAGUGGCGCUUCACGAUGCCCUCGAGGCCGGAACAAUGAGCCAACGCCCAAAUGUCUUGUUCCUCGAGAAACAGCCCAGCUUCGCAUGGCAUGCAGGCAUGCUUCUGCCCGGUGCGAAGAUGCAGAUUUCAUUCAUCAAGGAUCUGGCCAGCCUCCGAGACCCGCGCUCGAAUUUCACUUUCCUCAACUACCUGCACAAGAACGACCGUCUGGUCGACUUCACCAAUCUCGGCACAUUCCUCCCCGCACGCGUCGAAUACGAGGACUACCUGCGAUGGUGCGCGGGCCACUUCGAUGACGUGGUAAAAUACCAGACACAGGUGCUCUCAGUUUCGCCCGUCCCGGACCAGGACGGGCCUUUCAAGGUUUUCACAGUCACGUCCCAGAACCUGAAGACUGGGGUAACAACCACUCACCGAGCGAGAAAUGUUCUCCUGGCGAUUGGCGGCCAGCCAUCAAUCCCAAAGAGCCUCCCGGCAAGCAGCCGGAGGGUCAUCCACUCAUCGCAAUACGCCCAGAUGGUCCCCAAGAUCCUCAGCGACCGGGCCGCCCCUUAUCGAGUUGCCGUUGUCGGCGCAGGACAGAGCGCCGCCGAGAUAUUCAACAACAUCCAGACGCUAUACCCCAAAUCUCGCACAUGCCUCAUUAUGCGGUCAGAAUUCCUCAAGCCAAGCGACGACUCGCCAUUCGUCAACUCCAUUUUCAACCCCUCUUUCGUUGACUCGAUCUACCCGCGCUCCCCCGAAUACCGUCGAAACCUGAUCACAGAGGCCCGGGCAACCAACUACGGCGUCGUCAGACUCGAACUGAUCGAACACCUCUACGAGACAAUGUACGAGCAGCUGCGGAAGCUGGGCAGGGACGAGAGACAGUGGCCUCACCGGAUCAUGGGCGGCCGGCGGGUGCUGGGCGUCGAAGAGGCCGACGACACACUCCACGUCAAGGUCUGCGUGUCGCCUCCAGGCGAGAUGGAGCUCGACGGGCCGGUCGGCGAGGAGGAGGUUCUCGAAGUGGACCUCAUAAUCUCCGCCACGGGGUACUGCAGGAGCGCUCAUGUUGACAUGCUCAAGGGCGCGUGGCCGCUCCUCCCGGAGGUUGCUGACAAGGGGGGGUACAAGGAUCACGAGACCAGGGACCGGUGGCUUGUUGAGACGCCGGGCAGCAGUGAGGGCGAACCAUCCAAGACCAGAGUCAUCGAAGUUGGUCGCGAUUACGGAGUACGAUUUGAGCCCGGAACCGUCGCUGCUGGGUCGGGCAUCUGGCUACAGGGCUGCUGUGAGGGUACACAUGGGGUGAGUAGUUUUUCAUGCUUCUAUCCCACACCUCCCCUGCUCACCGCCUCACUGCUUCGAGGAGCUAACAUGAGUGAAACUAAUUAGUUGAGCGACACAUUGCUCUCUGUCCUGGCAACCCGGUCUGGGGAGAUUGUAGAAUCGAUUUUCGGAAAAGGGGUCGGUGCAGCUAAGUAUUAAGUUUCUCGCAGCGAUUCGGGGCAUUUUUUUUUUUUACGACAGCAUGUAAUUGUGUGAAUUAGCUAGCUUGUUGAGAACGUACAGUACAUGGGAUUCUUUGA
Phialemonium atrogriseum is the source of this 2203-nucleotide messenger RNA. Its product is annotated as L-lysine 6-monooxygenase (NADPH-requiring)-domain-containing protein. The coding region runs from base 345 to 2009 and encodes 554 amino acids. Lineage: Eukaryota; Fungi; Ascomycota; Sordariomycetes; Cephalothecales; Cephalothecaceae. The transcript has 2 exons. Gene Ontology annotation, biological process: intracellular iron ion homeostasis. The record is from RefSeq and is a predicted model, not a curated record.